UACUGACUUUACACUUGUUUUUUAGAACCUAAAAAAAAAAAUUAAGUUCACUAGUGAUAGAAUAAAUAAAAGUAAAAGAUGGCACAUGUUGAUAUUGUGCAAGAACUGUUUGACGAUGCAUCGCAAAAUCCUACAGCUUACGAAAACCAACCACGUCAACGGUUGCGUUCUUGGCUCACAGAUCAGUUGGAUUCUGGAAAUUGUCCUGGUUGUGGGUGGAUAAAUAAAGAUCUCAAGAUUUUUAAGCUGACCUGGAAGCAUUAUGGAAGGCCUGGGUUUGAUGAAGACAGAGAUGCUAAAAUUUUCCGUGAAUGGGCACGGCACACUAAAAGAUAUUCACCAGGAGAUCCACCAGAUGUUUCAACAUGGAAAACAAGGUUUCGAAAUGCUUUGCAUAAAAUGCCAGACAUAGAGGAAAUGGCUGGUCACCAUCAGUUAGAUGGAAAUGAUCCAUACCGUGUGUACAGAUUUCGUUCACCAGAAGAAAUGGAAAGAAUUCGCAAAGCGCAAACCACAAAUUUUGCCGCCAUGCCAGCAAUGUCACCAGCAUCUUCUUACGUUAUGUCAGAACCAGGUUCACCCUAUUGCCCUACUGGAAAUGCCACGAAAGAAAUUGACAAGAUCAAGCAGUUUUUGAUAGAUCAAAAUGAGGUUCCACAAAUGCCACAACAUAGACAUUUACCUACGUUCAAUGAUGAGGACUUUGACGAUAUUGAGAAAAUUCUGAUGAAAGAAAUGGCACCAAACAAACAAAUUAAAAUGGAAGUUAUGGAAUGUCAACAAAUGCAGAACGCGAAGCUACAACCCCCAAGCAACAUACCCAUCACUGCUAUUGGGAUCAAGUUGUUUUUCUCUGAAAAAGAAGUAGGCAGUCUUGUUGUUAACACCCCACACGGUGUGCGCAUCGCGUAUGAACCUCCACCGCCAGUUCCUACUGACAUUGUUCAAGAGGAUGGUGCCAAAGAAGUACUGUCGAACAUCUAUGGACCAUUGGAAGCCCAUCAAGUAUAUUACCCGUAUGCCGAAGAUGAUAAUUCGCAAAAAAUGCUAAAUUGGAUACGACGGGGGUUGGUAAUUGAGGUUAAGCCUAAUGGAGAUAUCUAUGCCACCAGACUGUGUCAAGCCAAAGUCUUUUACUCAAAUAACACACAAACACAACCCAACGAACUGAGAAGGUCUCAACAGACCUUAGUGUUUAGCUUUUACCGCCAGUUCCUGCCCGGUUUAUCGGCGUACCAAAAUGGACAACGCGUUCCACCGUCAUGCGAAAUGUAUUUUUCGUUCGGUCAAAAAUGGUCGUAUCACGAGCCGUUGAAGGAGGUUCUCAUCCACUGCUCCGUGACGCAUUUCUUCUCCAAGAAACUGUUUAAAGAUGCGAAGGCGAAUAAGCCUAUUGAGCAGUUAGUUUCGUCUCAAAAUCCUGAUGAUGUUCUAAAGGAGAGGAUGGAGAAAAUCGCCCUGGCUGAUGCAUAUGCUUAAGCGUUCUUAUUCUUCCGGGGUUUUUGUACUGUUAUUAUCGAUGUAAAAAUUGCACGGAAUGUAGAAAUGUUGUAUAUAUAGUCGACGCUAUAUUUUAAACGCUUCUAAUAUACUUUUAUUUACUAUUUCCCAUAAUUUUUAUUUGUGUAUUGUUAUGUUAUGUUCACUCUAAAAUGUAAAAUUUUUUAUCUUUUUUUUUAAUGCCAUUGUUAUGUUUUAUUUCAGCAAGAAUUAAUUUCAUAGCACAGAGAAAAGUUUCUGACUGUAUGUUACAAGAAAUGAAAUGUAUUAUCUAGGAUGGUACACCCCUCCGCAAUUUACAUUUUUAUUUUGUAGGAAAGAGGUGAUAAUGUAAGAUGAAUGAGACCCCCUAAAUCUGUCAAGUUUGAGGCUGAGGUCAUAGGUACUUUUCACUGCUAACUCCCAAAAAGAAAUGGAAAAGUAGAUUGGUAGAUUGACAGAUAGCUUGCUUAAAAGUAUUUAAAGGUAUUAAACCCGGCUGUGGCCUGAAAUUUCAGAAAUUCUUUAAAUUAAAAGAUAUUCAGACUGAUCUGAAAAUAUAUGUAAAUAUGAAAUGUUUAUCGGGAAUGUGUUUAUCUCCUAUUUUGUGUCAUAGUGUCGUACACUCAGCAUUUUCCUUGACUUUAAUUUUUUUUGUAGAAAAUACUUGGCGAUGAUUAAAUUUAGUGGAGAGUGUAGUUUGUAAAAACAAAACUUUCCUAAUGCAAUAUAUAUCGAGUUCAUUAUUCAUCGCUCAUUUGACUUAAACUUUUUUUUUUGUCAGCAAAAUUCGUUUUUCAAUUUCUUGGAGGAAUUUUACUUUAUUUAGCAUAGGUUGAAAAAAUUGCUCAAUCUCGCUAAAUCAAAUCCACGCCUUCCAAAUCUUUAGGUAGGUAGUAUUUCAAUUGUAAAUUUUAUUAGUAUAAAUGAAGCAACGUUUGUUUUGGGAAUUAAUACCUUAUUCGUAAUUUUCGCGCGCUAACGUCGUUGCCUGAAAUUUAGUACAGGGAUUGUGUGCGAAACCUUUCGCGCGAAAAUUAUCACGCGCGAAAAACCUAAUACUACGGUAUAUAUAAUAGUUAUAUCAAUAAUUUGUGUAAAACUCGGAAUUUAACUAUAUUUUACUUGCUUUUUUUGAGGGAAAGGGAAAUUUAAACUCGCGCGAAAUACGUUCAUUAUGCUAUUGUAAAAAAGUCAAUAGGCGCGAAAUAAUUUUUUUUGACCGCUGCAGGAAACUGUAUUCGCGCGAAAUUUGGUAACGAAUAUGGUUAUCUAAUGAACGCUUGUUAAAAUGAUAACACGUUGAAUUCUUCUAUAUUUAUGUGUGGGAAAAAAUCAAACAAUUUUAUUCUUUUUUAAUUCUCUUUUUAUUAUUUAGAAAAUAAGUUUAGUAAUUAGAAAGAUAAAUAUUUAUGA
This is a messenger RNA of Hydractinia symbiolongicarpus, 2895 nucleotides long. Its product is annotated as interferon regulatory factor 8-like. The coding region runs from base 79 to 1479 and encodes 466 amino acids. The record is from RefSeq and is a predicted model, not a curated record. Gene Ontology annotation, molecular function: RNA polymerase II cis-regulatory region sequence-specific DNA binding; protein binding; DNA-binding transcription factor activity, RNA polymerase II-specific. NCBI's taxonomy places the organism in Eukaryota, Metazoa, Cnidaria, Hydrozoa, Anthoathecata, Hydractiniidae. Gene Ontology annotation, biological process: immune system process; regulation of transcription by RNA polymerase II. The transcript is spliced from 8 exons. Gene Ontology annotation, cellular component: nucleus.